Molecule: messenger RNA, 1566 nt
Organism: Colletotrichum orchidophilum
Lineage: Eukaryota; Fungi; Ascomycota; Sordariomycetes; Glomerellales; Glomerellaceae
Exons: 4
Coding region: 1-1566 (521 amino acids)
Source: RefSeq, a predicted model, not a curated record
AUGCGCAUCAUCGCCGUGCACGGCCUGAACCCCCGAUCUAAGAACGAUGCCGAUCACGCGUGGGACACUUGGCGAACCCCGUCAGGGCCUACAGGACGCCUCUGGCUCCGUGACGACCUUCCCAAGUACGUUCCCGAUUCGAGGAUCUUUAUCUACCAGUACAAUGCCACCGCCGUGUACGGGAAGGAUCGAAGCACCUUCAUCGACAAAGCCAACGACCUCCGGCUGGAGCGGGAAGAUGUUGAAUCUCGACCGAUACUCUUUUUGGGACAUAGCAUGGGCGGGCUGUUGAUCAAGCAGGCACUCAUCAACGCACACAACAACCCCAAAUACACACCUAUUAAAAACGCCACCAGGGGGUUGGCAUUCUUCGCAACACCCCAUCACGGCGACUGGAAGCUGGUGAGUCUUGGAAGUCUGGCUGCCAACAUCGCUACGGCGACAGGCUUCCAGAAAGGCGAUGAUGUUUUGGAGACAUUGAAGCAGGGGAGCAUUUUCUCAGAUAUUAUGAACGAGCACUGGAGGCAUCAGCUCUUGCAGUACGACAUCGCAUCCUUCUGGGGAGGCUUUGAUAACGUUGUCCCAAGGGAGAGCGCUCAGCUAAACAUGCCAGGCGAUCACGAGAAUGUCGUCAAACUGGAUGCCAACCACAGCAUGGUGUGUGAGUUUGGUGGAGCUGAAUCAGACCAAGACAACCUAAAGCGAGUACGAAGCAACAUCAGGGACAUGUACAAGAAAGCACUGAAGCAGAGUGAGUUGACGGCCAUUUCCACACCUGUUCCCUCUGAAUCCAACGCCGACAGCGAACUACGGGCGCGCCUAGAUGCAUUGCGGAGCAAUGCAAAUGACCCAGCUGCUACCUCAUUUGCACUUGCCCCUAGCAUAUCGGAAGUCAGCGGCGUGAAUCGCUUCGUGGCCAGAGGCGUUGAACUCAGAUGCUUGCAUGAGGCAUUAGAGUGGACUGGCGAACGUCGCACCGCCGUCCUACAUGGCCCGGGUGGUGUGGGAAAGACCCAGUUAGCUAUAGCCUACACCAAGCAGCAUCGCACCGACUACUCAGCUGCAAUUUGGAUCAACGCGAAAGACGAGACGUCGCUGAAGCAGAGUUUCUACCGAGCGGCUCAGCGAAUUUUACGCCAACAUCAGUCCGUAGUGUAUAUCAAAAGCGCCAUGGCAAAUAAGGACCUUGAUGAGACAUUAGAGGCAGUCAAAUUGUGGUUGAACGAACCCAAGAACGACCGUUGGCUUGUCGUCUAUGACAAUUAUGAUGACGUUAGGUCUGAUCGUCGUCACGGAAUCGCAAGCAGUGCGAGACCAGGAACAGCAGAUGGCGGGUCUGAUCCAGGCAAGACGCUCUCCGGCUCAGCCGUCUCAAAGGCGUACGAUAUUCGAUCUUACCUCCCUGAGACCGACCAUGGUGCCGUCAUCACCACCACCCGAACUGCAACGGUGAAACUCGGCAAACAUAUUCCGCUAGGCAAGCUGAGGGAUGUCAACGAUAGCUUAGCGAUACUUACAUCAACAUCUGAACGUGACAAUCUUGUUGAAGGCAAGCGGCUUAGAUGA